This is a messenger RNA of Anopheles darlingi, 2431 nucleotides long. RefSeq names its product allantoinase-like. Gene Ontology annotation, molecular function: allantoinase activity; cobalt ion binding; zinc ion binding. NCBI's taxonomy places the organism in Eukaryota, Metazoa, Arthropoda, Insecta, Diptera, Culicidae. Gene Ontology annotation, biological process: purine nucleobase catabolic process; allantoin catabolic process. The coding region runs from base 196 to 1848 and encodes 550 amino acids. Gene Ontology annotation, cellular component: cytoplasm. The transcript is spliced from 3 exons. The record is from RefSeq and is a predicted model, not a curated record.
UUGCUUCGUCUACGGCGUAGCCAUCCUUAGCCACUCUCCUUCGUAUAGAUUCGGGAUGCGUGAUAGUACGCGUACGCGAUUGUGCCUCUCCAGGCAGACGGGACAGGCUACCUAUAAAGGGCCGGUUCAUGAGCUGAUCUAUAAACAUUCGGUGGCGAUCAGCGGAAACUCCCGGACGCCGGCGGACCAGAAAACAUGGCAGAAGCGCUCUAUACCAGCAAACGGAUAUUCCUGAACAGUGCAACCCCAGUGACUCCCGGGGAUCCGUGUGAGGUGUUUUCUGGCGGCCUGCUUAUCUCGACUAUCGAUGGACGCGUAACGCGCGUGCUCGACUCCUGGGGAGCGGUUGAAGCGUACUUACUAGAGAGCAAGCGGCAGGAGUUGGAAACAGGCACACGUCUAGAGCGUUAUGAUUUCGGCGAUCUGUUGAUGAUGCCGGGACUCGUCGAUACGCAUGUGCACAUCAAUGAGCCGGGACGAACGGAGUGGGAGGGCUUCCGGACAGCGACCAAGGCGGCGGCGGCCGGUGGCUUUACUACCGUCGCCGAUAUGCCGCUCAACUCCAUCCCUCCGACGACGACCGUUGCAAACCUGCGCACUAAGCUAGCAGCCGCUCGCGGCCAGCUAUACGUCGACGUGGCCUUUUGGGGCGGGAUCGUUCCGACCAAUGUGGACGACGACGGUGGCAAGGCAAGCGAGCUGCACCAGCUCGUAGCCGCUGGAGUGAUCGGCUUCAAAUGUUUUCUUUGCCCGAGCGGUGUCGACGAGUUCCCGCACGUUAGCGAGGAGCAGGUGCACCGAGCCGCCCAGUUGCUUGAGGGUACCGGAGCGGUGCUGGCGGGGUAUUUCGAAGGACAGUUCCAUGCGGAAAUGGAGUGUACAGAGCGACAAAUACCGGCAGCGGAAACCCGGUCACCUAGUGGUGAACCGGAAACACGGUCAUCGAGGCAAAUAGACGACCCCGCCAACUACCAUACAUUCCUGGCAACGCGGCCGGAACUGAUGGAGCAGCAGGCGAUCGAGUUGGUAGGGCAAGUGGCACAGGAUUACAAGAUUCGGGCCCAUAUCGUGCACCUGUCGGCAGCCAGUGCAUUACCAGUGAUACGCAGAGCUCGUGCCAACGGGGCCAAUCUGACUGUGGAAACGUGCCAUCACUAUCUGGCGCUGUCGGCCGAGGACGUACCCGAUUCGGGAACCGAGUACAAGUGUUGCCCGCCAAUUCGGGACAGCAGCAAUCAGCAGCGGCUGUGGCGGGCGGUUUGCGACCGCGACAUCAAUCUAAUCGUGUCAGAUCAUUCUCCCAGCCCGCCUACUCUUAAGCUGCAGCUGGCCGAGGACGACCAGCGGCGAGGCAACUUCCUGGAGGCCUGGGGUGGCAUCGCAUCGGUGCAGUUCGGUUUGCCCCUCUUCUGGACGCACUGCCACCGGUACGGGUUAGGGUUGGCCGAUAUGGUCCGACUGCUUGGCAUGGAGCCAGCUUACCUGUGUGGCAUGAGCCUGCGCAAAGGCCGCCUCGAUCCCGGCUACGACGGCGAUCUGUGCGUCUGGGACCCAGACGGUCUGUUUACUGUGACCGAGGAGUUGAUCGAGUUCCAGCACAAACGGACCACACCGUACCUCAACCGGGAGCUGCGCGGUAUCGUGCAUGCUACCUUCCUCCGCGGCACACCAGUUUAUCGGCGCGAUGCGGAUCCGGACCGACGCUUUGCCGGUCCUCCGCUGGGUAAUAUUCUGCUACGCGAUCCGGCCGAAACACAGCAGCAGCAGCAGCAGACCUGCGGCGAUCGGAUGAAUAAGGGCAGCCGUGCAGGAUUACCGCCCUCCCUGUAUCCAGGGCCUCGUGGGUGAGCAGAGAGAAGAAGGCGAAUACCUGUAGUAGGUCUAUUCGGCGAUAAAGCAGAAGCAGUAGAACAUUUAGCACAGUAUUUAAGCAAACCCUCUAUCUCAACCAUCCGAUGUGCUGGAUGAAUGCAAUCAUGAGCGUCUCGGACCCGGUCCGAUCUCGGCUGAUGCAACAACUUUCGAACUAGAAUAAAAUCUAAGCUUUGCAAGAGCAUUCAGAAUAAGUAAUUAUAAAUAUGAAACCAAUUAAAAAAAUAAGGCAGCCAUUGGCCAUCUCGCGAUUGGCCGGUGGCCGGUGUGUGUGUAUAUAUAUACAAUAUGGCAGCGUCGGUCAUUACUCCUAAGACCACAUAAGAGGUUUGCAAGUGUGAGCCGCGCAAAGAGAACAAAGGAAUGCGAUCCAGACGGUAGCCGAGAAUAAUGAGUUCUAAGAAGAAAAACACCACCGGCGCGUGAUUCCAUAGGCGAGGCAGUUGCUUUUUCAUUCCCGUUACGUCAGCCUAAGGAAGUGCACAAACGAAAUCAUAUCGAGUUCGUAAAAUUUGUCGCAUCGAAGCAGUAAACAGUGCAUUUAUUUUUCAAAUCAUUA